AUGGCAGUUGAUUCCGCUUCCGCCGGCGAGGCUACUCCCCCCUUCCCUUCCGCCUACUCCGCGCAACUUCCCCUACCUCACGCCCCCGCGUAUCCCCCUGAUCCACGCUUCGCCGCUCAUCCAGGAUAUCAGGCGCCUCCGCCCCCCUACGACAGCGCAGCCGCAGCGUUUCCUCCGCCCGUCCCCCCCUAUGGUUCCGCGCCUCCCCUUCCCCCUGGGGAGGAGGCCUGGCGCCGCAGAGCCAUGCUGAGUGGAGGGGGGGCAGGAGGGGGAGCAGCGGGGGGACUAGGAGCAGCAGCGGGAGGAGCAUCGGCGAGUCCACGAGCGGCAGAGAGAUCGCCAUCUCCUCCUAAGUCUGACGGGUUUGCCAUGCCCAAGAAUUCCGGCGACGGGUUGACAGCAGCAGAGCGGAUGAUGAUGAAGAUGGGAUGGAAGGCUGGGCAAGGGCUGGGUAAGCAGGAGCAGGGUAUCACCACGCCUCUCAUGGCAAAGAAGACGGACAAGCACGGAGGAGUGAUUGUGGCUGCCAAGCCGCUCAAGAAAGGUGGUGGAGGGGAGGGAGGGGAGAAUAAUGCUGCUGGUGCUGGUGGGAAGAGGGCGAAGCUGGGCGGUGUGGCACUCAACGGGCCUCCAUCGAAGGUUGUCCUGCUAAGAAACAUGGUUGGUCCUGGAGAGGUGGAUGAAGAGUUGGAAGAGGAAGUGGCAGGUGAGUGUCUCAAAUAUGGCACUGUAACACGGCCAAGGAAGUCGACAGUGAAGGAUCUUGCGAAGAAGUUUGACCUCAAGCCUAACUUAUCGGUUCAGGGACCCAAGGUCGUCUCUAGGGAUUAUGACGACGCUGAGGGAAGGCUGACCAAGUCAGAAUUGGAAGAACUAAAGACUCGUUUGGAGAAACUUUAUCUUCUGCUGGAUGGCAGCCAGCGGGAUGAAGUCGGCUCAAUCUUGGAGAUUGUUGGCAAGGCUUUGCGCCGGAGUCGUAUAACCAAGCAAUGCAGUUCUAUGGGCUUCGGUGGAGCACCAAUUCUUCUUCUCUUGGUGCAUGCUGGGUUCCGCGCAAGGGUGUGA
Molecule: messenger RNA, 1065 nt
Organism: Closterium sp. Naga37s-1
Lineage: Eukaryota; Viridiplantae; Streptophyta; Zygnematophyceae; Desmidiales; Closteriaceae
Source: the annotation of a GenBank genome assembly